Molecule: messenger RNA, 1368 nt
Organism: Morus notabilis
Lineage: Eukaryota; Viridiplantae; Streptophyta; Magnoliopsida; Rosales; Moraceae
Exons: 2
Coding region: 1-1368 (455 amino acids)
Source: RefSeq, a predicted model, not a curated record
AUGGCUCAAACUUCCAACUCUGAAGGUCAAAAUAUCAAGGAAGUUAACGCCAUCUCUACUCGAAGUGCUAAGAAUUUAGACACACCAUCGACAAGUAAAACCACUUCGAGUAAUGAAGAAUCGGCUCAGGAGAAAGAAGAGCCAACUAAAAUUCCGGUGAAGGUGCCUUUUCCCCAAGCUCUCCGACCUGCUGGGAAUGUGCCGGAAAAUCAAAGUGAGAUCCUGGAGCACUUGACACAAUUGAAAAUUAAUCUUCCCUUACUACACGUGAUCAAGCAAGUGCCGGCCUACGCCAAGGUUAUCAAGGAUCUGUGCACCAUAAAGAGAAAGCACCACGUCAAGAAGACUGCAUUCUUGACGGAACAAGUAAGUGUGGUGAUUGAGCAGAAAACACCGCCGAAGUAUAAGGAUCCAGGUUGUCCUACCAUUUCUUGCCAGAUCGGGACACAUGAAUUCGGCCAAGCGUUACUAGACCUAGGAUCGAGCGUGAACCUCAUGCCUUAUUCGGUCUACUCGCAAUUGGGUCUUGGAGAGAUUAAGUCCACAUCUGUGGUUUUGCAACUGGCCGAUAGAUCCAUUAAGAGACCACGGGGAAUAGUGGAAGAUGUUUUGUUGCAAGUCGACAAGUUUUAUUACCCUGUGGACUUUCUUAUCUUGGAUACACAAUCCGUGGUGGAUAUGGAGUCAUCCAUUCCCAUCAUUCUGGGAAGACCUUUUCUUGCCACAGCAAACGCACUUAUCAAUUGUAGGAAUGGUCUCAUGAAGAUAUCUUUCGGGAAUAUGACCCUUGAGGUGAAUAUUUUUCAUAUUCAAAAGCAACCACGUGAUGACGACGAGUGUCACCAAACAUUUAUGAUCGACACACUUGUCGAGGAGGAGGAGCUCCCAACAGAAGGAGAAAAAUUGAAAUCAUCCACUGAGGAGGCUCCAAAAGUCAAGCUAGCCCAACCACCUGAGGGUUUAAAACAUGCAUUCUUGGGAGAUGAAGACACAUUCCCAGCCAUCAUCUCAUCUAAACUCGAUCCAUUGCAAGAACAACAAUUGAUCGACAUGUUGAAAGAGCGCAAUUUUAGGAUCAAGGUAAAAAUGAAAGCGGCUCAUGAUAAGCAGAUCCUAAGGAAGAAUUUCGAGCCGAAUCAACGGGUUCAUCUCUAUGAUUCCCGUUUGCAUCUCCACCCCGGUAAGUUGAGGUCGCAGUGGACUGGCAUGUUCGUAGUAAAAUGCAUUUUUCCCAAUGGUGCUGUCGAGGUUAAGGACCCGACCGAUGGGAGAAUAUUCAAAGUAAAUGACCAGCGUCUGAAAAAUUACUUAGAGUGGGUGAACCAGGUUGAAGAGAUCAUUCUCGACGACCCCGUUUACCAGCCCUGA